This is a messenger RNA of Schistocerca nitens (vagrant locust), 5396 nucleotides long. It is a transcript of the gene SERCA, whose product is annotated as calcium-transporting ATPase sarcoplasmic/endoplasmic reticulum type. NCBI's taxonomy places the organism in Eukaryota, Metazoa, Arthropoda, Insecta, Orthoptera, Acrididae. Gene Ontology annotation, cellular component: membrane. Gene Ontology annotation, biological process: intracellular calcium ion homeostasis; calcium ion transmembrane transport. The transcript has 19 exons. The record is from RefSeq and is a predicted model, not a curated record. Bases 280 to 3342 code for a protein of 1020 amino acids. Gene Ontology annotation, molecular function: P-type calcium transporter activity; ATP hydrolysis activity; ATP binding.
UAAUGGUGCCCCGUUUCGUCCAGCAGCGCAGGCGUUGCCUUUUUUUAUAUACAUAUUUCGGGAGUUUUUGAGUGUUAUGAUAAAAGGGGUUUAGCGCAAACCCAGGAACUAGGGGCCCCUGAGUGAGUUUAAGUAACCCUUUUUAUUGUGAUCAAAAAUCUUGCCGAAACAAGUGCAACAGGGACCACACUAACUCUCAAGUGUUUAUAGAACUAUUGCUGCAAGUGCGUUAAUGAACACAAGAAAUAGCUCGUGAAGUGCACUAGAAACUGAGUGGCCAUGGAGGACGCUCACACGAAAACUGUGGAGGAGGUAGUAAAUUACUUCAAUGUUGAUAUAGACAGAGGCCUCACGCUAGAUCAAGUCAAGAAGUACCAGGAGAAGUAUGGCCCUAAUGAACUGCCCGCCGAAGAGGGCAAGUCGAUAUGGCAGUUGGUAUUAGAGCAAUUCGACGAUCUUCUAGUUAAAAUUUUGCUGCUUGCAGCCAUCAUAUCAUUCGUUCUUGCCUUGUUUGAAGAGCAUGAAGAUUCAGUCACUGCAUUUGUUGAACCUUUUGUUAUUCUGCUUAUUCUCAUUGCCAACGCUGUGGUUGGUGUUUGGCAGGAACGAAAUGCUGAAUCUGCAAUUGAAGCGUUAAAAGAGUAUGAGCCUGAAAUGGGCAAAGUAGUAAGAGGUGAUAAAUCUGGAGUGCAAAAAAUCCGUGCCAAAGAAAUUGUUCCAGGAGAUAUUGUGGAGAUCUCAGUGGGUGACAAGAUUCCAGCUGACAUUCGACUUGUAAAAAUUUUCUCCACUACUCUGAGGAUUGACCAGUCAAUUCUGACUGGGGAAUCUGUGUCAGUUAUAAAGCAUACAGACCCAGUACCAGACCCUCGAGCUGUAAACCAGGACAAGAAGAAUAUCCUCUUCUCAGGUACUAAUGUAGCAGCUGGAAAAGCUCGUGGUGUUGUGAUUGGAACAGGUCUUGCAACAGCCAUUGGUAAGAUCAGAACUGAGAUGUCAGAAACAGAAGAGAUCAAGACUCCUCUUCAGCAGAAGUUGGAUGAAUUUGGUGAACAACUGUCGAAAGUGAUAUCCGUUAUAUGUGUUGCUGUAUGGGCGAUCAACAUUGGCCACUUCAAUGACCCAGCUCAUGGGGGCUCCUGGAUUAAGGGUGCAGUUUACUACUUCAAGAUUGCAGUAGCGCUGGCCGUUGCUGCUAUUCCUGAGGGUCUCCCAGCUGUCAUCACUACUUGUUUGGCCUUGGGCACAAGGCGUAUGGCUAAGAAGAACGCAAUUGUCCGAUCUCUGCCCUCAGUGGAGACCCUGGGUUGUACUUCUGUCAUUUGCUCUGACAAGACAGGAACAUUGACAACAAAUCAGAUGUCUGUCAGCAGGAUGUUUAUAUUUGAGAAGAUUGACGGCAAUGAUAGCUCAUUCCAUGAAUUUGAAAUUACUGGUUCCACUUAUGAACCCAUUGGUGAUGUCUUCCUGCAUGGGCAGAAGAUAAAGGCCAGUGAAUAUGACACAUUACAUGAAUUGGCUACUAUCUGUGUUAUGUGCAAUGAUUCGGCUAUAGAUUUCAAUGAAUUCAAGCAAGCUUUUGAGAAAGUUGGAGAGGCCACAGAAACUGCCUUAAUUGUGUUGGCAGAGAAGCUUAAUCCCUUUAACGUCAGCAAAAUUGGUCUGGAUCGUCGUGCUGCUGCCAUCUGUGUUCGCCAAGAAAUUGAAACCAAGUGGAAGAAAGAAUUCACUCUGGAAUUCUCCAGAGAUCGCAAAUCCAUGUCAUCUUACUGUGUUCCUCUAAAAGCUUCUCGCCUUGGAUCUGGGCCCAAACUUUUCUGCAAAGGUGCCCCAGAAGGUGUCUUGGACCGCUGCACACAUGCUCGCGUCGGCACUCAGAAGGUGCCUUUGACAGCCACUCUGAAGAACCGCAUUCUGGAGCUUACACGGCAGUAUGGUACUGGGCGUGACACCCUCCGUUGCCUUGCUCUGGCUACUGGAGACAGUCCUAUGAAGCCUGAGGAUAUGGAUCUUGGGGAUUCUACUAAGUUCUACACUUAUGAGGUGAACUUGACAUUUGUAGGUGUUGUGGGUAUGUUGGACCCUCCACGGAAGGAAGUGUUCGAUUCUAUUCAGAGGUGUCGUGCUGCUGGUAUUCGUGUCAUCGUCAUUACUGGAGACAACAAGUCCACAGCUGAAGCAAUUUGCCGACGUAUUGGUGUAUUUACUGAGGAGGAAGACACAACUGGCAAAUCAUACUCUGGUCGUGAAUUUGAUGACUUGUCACCAGCUGAACAAAAAGCUGCUGUUGCCCGGUCUCGUCUUUUCUCCCGAGUUGAACCUGCCCACAAGUCAAAGAUUGUGGAAUACUUGCAGAGCAUGAAUGAAAUUUCUGCAAUGACAGGUGAUGGUGUGAAUGAUGCUCCAGCACUGAAAAAGGCUGAAAUUGGUAUUGCCAUGGGUUCUGGAACUGCUGUAGCCAAAUCUGCAUCAGAGAUGGUAUUAGCAGAUGAUAAUUUCUCCACCAUUGUUGCUGCUGUUGAGGAGGGUCGUGCAAUUUACAACAACAUGAAACAAUUUAUCCGUUACCUCAUCUCCUCUAAUAUUGGUGAGGUUGUCAGUAUCUUCUUGACUGCUGCCCUUGGGCUUCCUGAAGCACUCAUUCCUGUUCAGCUGCUGUGGGUCAAUCUGGUUACUGAUGGUCUUCCAGCUACAGCACUGGGAUUCAACCCACCUGAUCUUGACAUCAUGAACAAGCCACCUCGCAAGAGUGAUGAGGGUCUGAUCUCUGGAUGGCUGUUCUUCCGCUACAUGGCAAUUGGUGGCUAUGUGGGUGCUGCGACUGUCGGUGCUGCUGCAUGGUGGUUCAUGUAUUCUCCUAAUGGUCCCCAGCUCUCUUACUACCAAGUUACUCACCAUUUGGCUUGCAUUGGAGGUGGUGAUGAUUUCAAGGGUGUUGACUGCAAGCUUUUUAAUGACCCACACCCAAUGACAAUGGCCUUGUCAGUUCUUGUCACCAUUGAAAUGCUCAACGCAAUGAACAGUUUAUCAGAGAACCAGUCCCUAGUUGUAAUGCCUCCAUGGUCCAACAUUUGGCUGAUGGCUUCCAUGGCCCUGUCUUUUACGCUUCACUUCGUCAUUCUUUACGUUGAAAUUUUGUCUACUGUCUUCCAGGUGACGCCACUGUCAGUUGAAGAGUGGAUAACAGUAUUGAAGUUUUCCAUUCCAGUCGUUCUUCUUGAUGAAACGCUCAAGUUUGUCGCCAGAAAGUUCACAGAUGGUGAGAGCCCCUUCUUAACCAUGCACUGGAUUGUUCUUAUGUGGGGGGUGUUCUUUGGUUUGUUAUAUAUAUCCCCGAUUUAAAAAUCCAUUGAGUGAUUGAUUUUUAACUAUCCAAAACCCUUUUAUUCAACUUUACCCCCAACACCAUGGAUUGCUUGAACACUAAUUUACAAAGCAUGUGACAUGUAGAAUGCAAAAGUGAUUCACUGUGUUAUUUUGAAAAAUGGUGGAAGUCGAGUGAAUAUGUUUUUUGUCCAUUGCGCUGUUGGGGGAUGAAGAGAUUAGGGAGAAAGCGUGUGCUGUAGAUUGUGCCACUGAGUUUGAAAGCUCAGAGUGAAAUCAGCUGGGAUCAAUGCAUUUUUGCCCUUACAGUGAACAGUACAAAAGCCCAGAAUUUUGUAGGUUAUUUUGUACAGUGUGUAGUGACAUCGCUGAAGUGCGUUUUUGAUACAUUGUCCCCGUUGCAUUUGUCAAGUGUAAUGGAUUUUUUUUUUGUAACUGUAGAUAUGUGCCUUUUUUAAAACCCAAGCAUCUUUUUUGUGGAAAGAGUAUUUUUUACAUCUGGAUGCUUCCCCAUUUUUUAAAAAGGUUGCUGUAAGCUCUCAAUUUGUGCUAAGUUAUGUGCAGUACUUAAAGAAUGGGAUCAGAUAUGUGAACUUGGUUUAAACCUGUGACAAUAAUUACUGUUCAGGAAAGGGUGGUGAGAGUUUGUUUUGAUCUGUAUGUAUAAGCACAGUAACGAGCUUCCUAGUUUUUUUAUGGUCUUAAGUUGGUAACUAACAUUGCACUGAUUGCUAAGUUGCCAAGAAUCUCGUGACACGUUGUGAAUAGUCUUAUCAGUGCUGCAGUAUAAUUUUAUUUAUUGUGUAGUUAUAAGAUUUGGCAGAUGAAGAAUUAUUUAUUUAUUUAGAAAUUGUCUUAGAGGGUACUUUAUUUCUCAUGUUUGUAUCUGAGAAGCAGCAGUUAUUUUUUAAAAAAAGGAAAUAUUAGAAUAAUUGGGAGAUCAUCAGUCACUUGGUUACCUAUGUACAGUAAAUCUACGUCAACACAUUGUUUAAAUCCGUGCCUUAUAUUUAGUAAGUAAUAACUUUUAUGUUUUAUAUCAAGAGAUCAUUGUUUACUUCAUGAUGCAGGUAUUUCGAGGUCAAAUUGGAACAAGAAUUUAUUAGUUUGGGUCAAGAAGUCAAAAAGUAAAAGUGCAUAAGUCUACAUGGACCUUUCAAAAGCCUCAGCGUAUAAAUUUGAUUUUGCCUGUUUUAUUGCUUUCAUCCACAACCAUCUUUCCCACCUGCAAGAAGCACUUGAGUUAUGGGGCAAAUGCAGACUGUUGCUUGAUUUGUUCUGCGUCCUUACCUUUGCAUGCGGCACCUGAAACCUGCUAAUCCUAUGGCACUUCUUCCUGUAUUGAAGACUAGUAUGGACUGAGUGCUACAAGAAAAAAAAAUUUGUUUUGCUUUUAAAGUUAAUGAACAGUUAAUUAUUGUGCAUGAUGAUUUUUUAAAGCGCAACAAAAUGGUAAUAUUAAAAUCAAUUUUGAGUUUUCUUUGCAAUUUUAUCUCCCAAAAAAUGCAGGUAACAAGUGAUUUGAGUGUGAAUUAUGACUUUUGGAAAGACAAAAUUUAUUUAUGCUGCAUGAUGAUUAAAUUAUUUAUGAAAUCAGAAAAGAAGUGUUUAGGUGGUUGUUAUUUGGGUGUUGAUCAUCGGGCAAGACUCGGACUUUUGUAAGUAUGAUUUUUGUGUGUAUCUGUGUGAGAAAGACAUUAAAUCUGCAGUCCUUGAAAGGAUUUGCUAGACGACAUAGUAUUAAUUCUUGUGAUCGAGGUGUCCUGGACCCUGUCCUAAAAAUGUGAUCAGUCUGCUCACAAACUACUUUACUGAAAAAAGGAGAAUUUAAAUAGGUAGAGUAUGUUGCAUUUCCAUCUCUUCCAGUUGUGUAUGAUGGUUUCUGUAAGUAGUAUACAUAAGAGCAAAAUGACUUAUUGUCGUUUGUAUGUUCCCUUCAUUUUGAACUGGUGUGUACCGUACACGAGUUGACAAAUUAUCAGAAAUUGGAAUCCAAUGCCAUGUACAUAUUUCAUAAUGUAAUUGUGAACCUUGUUACAAAGAAACUGUUACUAAUAAACAGAUAUUUUAAA